CUUGGAUCGAGCCUCUGCAAGCUCUUGCAGACCUCAAUCUCUCACACAAUGGUGCGUGUACGUCUCUGCCGCCUCGGAGAUUCUCAAUUGCCCUCGCGGGAGCACUGAAAAAUCGCCUCGGCAAUUUGGCAAUAUAUAGCACAUUGAAUCGCCUCGCUGAUCUCCACGUCCACAAAUUUGGCCGUUUCUCGCUUUCAAACCGAGACUCUCGUUUCCUCUGUCUUCUCUCCUUGCACCCUUUGGCUGACACCCUUCUCCAUGUUGUCUCGCUCCGUCCUUCGCCGCGCCGCACGGGUGCGCCUGUCCCCAGCUGCGCGCCCAUCCCCCCGCAGGCAUGCCUCCUCCGCCGCGGCUUUCAGAUGGGAGGACCCUCUCAACCUGUCAAACUUUCUGACCGAGGAAGAACAAGCGAUUCAAGAAACGGCGCACUCUUACUGCCAGGAGCGCCUGCAGCCCAGAGUUUUGGAAGCUUACCGCAAGGAAGACUACGACAAAACAAUCUUGCAGGAAAUGGGCGAGCUAGGUCUACUGGGCGCCACGAUAAAGGGCUACGGAUGUGCUGGCGUGAGCAACGUCGCCGCCGGGCUGAUAACGCGAGAGGUGGAAAGAGUAGACUCGGGGUACCGAUCAGGCAUGUCCGUCCAAAGCUCCCUGGUCAUGGGACCCAUAGAUGAAUUUGGGACCCAAGAACAAAAGGACAAAUACCUGGAGAAGCUGGCCAGAGGCCAACUGGUCGGCUGUUUCGGCUUGACGGAGCCCAAUCACGGCUCCGACCCAGGUUCGAUGGAGACGACUGCGAAGCCGCACCCGUCGAAGGAGGGAUACUUCUCGCUGUCGGGGUCCAAGACAUGGAUCACCAACUCGCCCAUUGCAGACGUACUGCUUGUCUGGGCGAAGUUGCAAGAAACGGGCAAGAUCAGGGGAUUUUUGGUUGAGAGAGCCAAGUGUCCGCCGGGUACGCUCGAGACGCCAGCUCUGAAGGACAAAAACGGCCUUCGAGCGUCGAUAACGGGCAUGAUCCAGCUCGACGAGUGUCCCGUCCCGAAGGAGAAUAUGUUUCCGGAUGUUGAGGGUCUCAAAGGUCCGUUCGCGUGCCUCAACUCGGCACGGUAUGGUAUCGCUUGGGGAACAAUGGGUGCCCUGGAAGACUGUAUCAGCCGGGCGAGAGAAUAUGCCCUGGAGAGGAAGCAGUUCAAGAACAAUCCAAUCGCCAAGUAUCAGCUCGUUCAAAAGAAACUGGCCGACGCCCUCACGGAUGCAGCUUUUGGACUUGCCGCAGCAUACCAAGUUGGCCGUCUCAAGGACGAGGGCAAGGUCACUCCAGAAAUGAUUUCGAUGAUCAAGAGACAGAACUGUGAUCGGGCGUUGGUGAACGCCAGGCUCCUUCAGGAGAUAUUCGGCGGGAACGCCGUCAGCGAUGAAUACCACAUCGGCCGCCAUGUUGCGAAUCUUUUCGUGACGCAGACGUACGAGGGACAGAGCGACAUCCACGCCUUGAUCCUAGGCCGGGCCAUUACCGGAUUGCAGGCCUUUUGCUAAGGAGGACGAAUCGACCGAGGUAGAAUCUAAUCCGCCGCGCCGUCCUGGUCAAGUUCGCAUUUUGUCUUGUCCUUGGACGAGCACACGCAGCUCUUGCUCUCUGAACUACGGCUCGGUCCAGCCCCAGCAAGCGAGCCUCAAUCUCGUCUUCUACCCGUUUUCUCGUGAUCAUGGUCGCCACCUGGCUAUCUGGUAGCAACACGAUGGAAACGAGUCGUCAUCACCAGCGCGUUCUAGAUCAUUCUCGACAACUCAGUCCGCAGAAGAGCUGAGCUGUCGCCUGAGCCCUACCGAGCACGGUCCUAACUGCACGCUUUGGUGCUUGUGAUCGCAACGCCACCCGUUCUUCAAGGCAUGUCUGUUUCAGUACUUGUACAGCAAAACACUGGAUAUUGUUAAGCCAUGGAACAAGAUAAGUUAAAUUUCGACGGCCACGCCUGGUUUCCGGAGAUGGUCGAAGGGAGAAAAAGUUAAAAGCAUCUGCGGCGUGGAAAUGACAUGUUACUCUCCGGGAGAAAACCUUCGUUCUUCAUGUUCAUUCUUGUAUAGCACCGUGUAUGACAUAGUGUCAUGACUGCCA
This is a messenger RNA of Cladophialophora immunda, 2119 nucleotides long. RefSeq lists its product as uncharacterized. The coding region runs from base 259 to 1539 and encodes 426 amino acids. The transcript has a single exon. Gene Ontology annotation, biological process: fatty-acyl-CoA biosynthetic process; fatty acid beta-oxidation using acyl-CoA dehydrogenase. The record is from RefSeq and is a predicted model, not a curated record. NCBI's taxonomy places the organism in Eukaryota, Fungi, Ascomycota, Eurotiomycetes, Chaetothyriales, Herpotrichiellaceae. Gene Ontology annotation, cellular component: mitochondrial inner membrane. Gene Ontology annotation, molecular function: glutaryl-CoA dehydrogenase activity; fatty-acyl-CoA binding; flavin adenine dinucleotide binding.